CCGGGGGGGCCGGCUCGAGUGACGUCAGCGGAGGCUCGAGUUACAUGUGGAAACCCCUUCGUCAGUCCACAUCGUGGAAAUCAAUCUGCCGGCAACUGGAAGCGAAGUACUGGCUAUGUUCGUGGGCGAACGCGAGUAGCACAUUUUAUAGCAAGAAAAGUAAAACGGGUUCAAAUAGCCGCGCAGAAAGCAAGACUAUUAGGGGCGAGGACUUCAAUCAAAAAGAGAAAAAAAUAAUCUAAUUUAUUCGUUUUUGUUACAUUGUAUUUUGGGGAACGUAAUUUGGGAACCAUGAUUGCUUCGCAUUUACUGGCAUACUUUUUCACGGAACUGAAUCAUGACCAAGUACAAAAAGUCGACAAGUACCUCUAUCACAUGCGGCUGUCCGACGAGACGCUGAUGGACAUCUCCCUCCGCUUCCGCCGCGAGAUGGACAAAGGUCUCGGCCGCGACACCAACCCCACCGCCGCCGUGAAGAUGCUUCCCACCUUCGUGCGUUCCACCCCCGAUGGCACAGAGAAGGGAGACUUCCUGGCGUUGGACCUGGGGGGGACCAAUUUCCGCGUGCUGUACGUGAAAGUGUCCGACAACGGGAAGCAGAAGGUGGAGAUGAAGAACCAGAUCUACGCCAUCCCUGAGGACCUGAUGAGAGGCAGUGGGACAGCGCUGUUUGACCACAUCGCUGAGUGUCUGUCCAACUUCCUGGACAAGCUGGGCAUGAAGGACAAGAAGCUGCCCCUGGGAUUCACCUUCUCCUUCCCCUGCCAGCAGACCAAGCUGGACGAGAGCAUCCUGGUGACGUGGACGAAGGGCUUCAAGUCGAGUGGGGUGGAGGGCAAGGAUGUGGUCGCCCUGCUGAGGAAGGCCAUCAAGAAGAGAGGGGACUUCGACAUCGAUAUCGUGGCCGUGGUGAACGACACCGUGGGCACCAUGAUGACCUGUGGCUAUGACGACCACAACUGCGAGAUCGGGCUGAUUGUGGGCACGGGCACCAACGUGUGCUACAUGGAGGAGAUGCGGCACAUGGACCUGGUGGAGGGCGACGAGGGGCGCAUGUGCGUGAACAUGGAGUGGGGCGCCUUCGGGGACGACGGGACGCUGGAUGACGUGCGCACCGACUUCGACCGCGAGAUCGACAUGGGCUCGCUGAACCCCGGGAAGCAGCUGUUCGAGAAGAUGAUCAGUGGCAUGUACAUGGGCGAGCUGGUGCGCCUGAUCCUGGUGCAGAUGGCCAAGGAGGACCUGCUGUUCGAGGGCAGGAUCACCCCCGACCUGCUGACGACGGGCCACUUCGAGACGGGCUUCGUCUCCGCCAUCGAGAACGACAAGGAGGGGCUGGAGCGUGCCCAGGAGGUCCUGACCCGCCUGGGCCUCUCCCCCUCGGAGGAGGACUGCGUGGCGACCCAGCGGAUCUGCCAGAUCGUGUCGACGCGCGCCGCCCACCUGUGCGCCGCCACGCUGGCCGCCGUGCUGCGGCAGAUCCGCGACAACAAGGGCGUGGAGCGGCUGAGGACCACGGUGGGCGUGGACGGCUCUGUGUACAAGAAGCACCCGCAGUUCGCCCGGCGGCUGCACAAGAUGGUCCGGCGGCUGGUGCCGGACUGCGACGUGCGCUUCCUGCGCUCGGAGGACGGCAGCGGGAAGGGCGCCGCCAUGGUGACGGCGGUGGCGCACCGGCUGGCCAGCCAGAAGGCGGAGCGGCAGGCCACGCUGGAGGGGCUGCGGCUGGACCGGGAGGCGCUGCUGGAGGUCAAGCGGCGCAUGAGGGCCGAGAUGGCCGCCGGGCUGCGCCGGGAGACGCACACCUCCGCCUCCGUCAAGAUGCUGCCCACCUACGUCCGCUCCACGCCCGACGGCACAGAGAGGGGCGACUUCCUGGCGCUGGACCUGGGCGGCACGAAUUUCCGCGUGCUGCUGGUGCGCGUGCGGAACAGCAAGAGGCGCACGGUGGAGAUGCACAACAAGAUCUACACCAUCCCGCAGGAGGCCAUGCAGGGCACCGGCGAGGAGCUCUUUGACCACAUCGUCCACUGCAUCGCCGACUUCCUGGAGUACAUGGGCAUGAAGGGCGUGUCCCUGCCGCUGGGCUUCACCUUCUCCUUCCCCUGCCACCAGAACAACCUGGACCAGGGGAUCCUGCUAAAGUGGACAAAGGGCUUCAAGGCGUCCGGCUGCGAGGGGGAGGACGUGGUCACCCUGCUGAAGGACGCCAUUCACCGCCGCGAGGAGUUUGACCUGGACGUGGUUGCCGUUGUCAACGACACAGUGGGCACCAUGAUGACCUGUGGCUACGAAGACCCCCUCUGUGAAGUGGGGCUGAUUGUGGGAACGGGCAGCAACGCCUGCUACAUGGAGGAGAUGGCGAACGUGGAGCUGGUGGAGGGCAGCGAGGGGCGGAUGUGCGUCAACAUGGAGUGGGGCGCCUUCGGAGACAACGGCUGCCUGGACGACUUCCUCACCCCCUUCGACAAGGCCGUGGACGAGCUGUCUCUCAAUCCUGGCAAGCAGAGGUACGAGAAGAUGAUCAGCGGGAUGUACUUGGGGGAGAUCGUGAGGAACAUCCUCCUGGACUUCACGAAGCGGGGGCUGCUGUUCCGGGGCAAGAUCUCCGAGCGGCUCAAGACGCGAGGCAUCUUCGAGACCAAAUUCCUGUCUCAGAUCGAGAGUGACCGUCUGGCCCUGCGGCAGGUGCGCUCCAUCCUGCAGCACCUGGGCCUGAACAGCACGUGCGACGACAGCAUCAUCGUGAAGGAGGUGUGCACGGCCGUGGCGCACCGGGCGGCGCAGCUCUGCGGGGCCGGCCUCGCCGCCGUGGUGGACAAGAUCCGCGAGAACCGCCGGCUGGACCACCUGAAGGUCACCGUGGGAGUGGACGGCACUCUGUACAAGCUGCACCCUCAUUUCUCCAACAUUCUGCAUGAGACUGUCCAAGACCUGGCCCCACAGUGUGACGUCACUUUCCUCCAAUCAGAGGACGGCAGCGGGAAGGGGGCGGCCCUGAUCACAGCAGUGGCCUGUCGUAUCAGAGAGGCCGGGCAACACUGAACCUCCUCUGCCAAUGAGAGCAGAGCAGCAGGCUGGAGGGAGGAGAGAAACAGAACAGACUUUAGCUUCCAUUUAGCUUCCUUAUUAAACCAAGUGGCUUCCACUGCCCCCUACUGACCUGAACAGAAGCAUGCAAUUUUUAGGAGCAAAAGCAAGAUCUCCAGAGUGGAGGAAGUGAGAUUGCUGUGCCAAACGAUGUUCACUAAUUGUAACGCUGAGGAUUUUUUUUGUUUUUGUUCUUUUUAACACUGGUUGCUGUGGAAACGGCUUGUAUUUCUUUGGUGCGGAUGGUGGAUGAUUUUUAUUUCACUUGUUCUAACCUAAUUCCCUCUGGGACAAUGAAAUUUAGAAAACUCCCUUCUGUUAAAAUAGAAACAUGCCUGCCCCCUGCUGGGCGGCUCUAAAACUGCAGCAGCUGCAUGUAAGAACCGCAGAAGUGUUACUUGUGCUGUGUUUGGGCCAGUUCUUGUGCGAUUUAAAAAACCUAGCAGGCAGAUGAUUAGAGUAGUCAUCCUCACUAGGAUUGGGGUCUAAGUUUUUUCCUUAUGUGGUGUUUUUUUUUUUUUGUCUGUUUUGUGUUCAGUCUGAUUGGGGUUCUUUAAAGCCAGCAGGCAUUGAGUUCAAUAAUUUUCAAAAGAAAUAAGUUCCUAGUGUCCUGCACAGUCAGCCCCCUGGAAGAAAUAGGUCUUAUGUUUUUGAUUUAUAUAUUUAAGUGUCUAUUUAUUGAAUGUUCUUUUUGUGCGUGUGAAAUGUCGUGUUCAGUAUGGUGAGAGCCAAUGGCUGGAGCCAGCAAGGGUAAACCUGUGGGCAGGUUAGGAAACGGGGAGGAAGAGGCUGGAUUGGCAGCAGUCUCUGCAGUAGGGAGAGCACUGUGUGCGCUGGGGGAGUUCGGGGCAGCAGUAGCACUGCUCCUGUGGUUUCUGAUCCAGCAGAGAUCUAGAUUUGCCUCAUCGAACCUCUUUCAUUUACUCUCUCGGGAGCUGUGUAGCAGAUUUCCCAUCAUGCCCAGGGAAUUGAAGUCGCAUGAAAUCGAUCAUUCUGGCAGCAUGGUGGCAUGCCUGUCGAUGCUCUCGGGUGCUGGUUUCAAUUCUGGGGUAGCUCACCUUCUGCGUGGAGUUUGCAUGGGUUUCUUCCCACCUCCCAAACACCUGUUGCCCGGGUUUGAUUAGCUCUUCCAAACUGUCCCUUUCUCCGUGACUCUGUAAUGGGCUUAGCGUCCUGUCCUGGGUCCUGCCCAUGAUGGCCUUUCAGUCCCAACAGGGCUUCUGGGAUCGAUCCUGAUUCCCACGACCCUCACCGGCACAAGCAGGACUAUGAUCAUCCAUGGCUUGUAUGGAAGCCUGCAGUCUGUUAUCAGGUUUAAAUAUUAGUAAAGUUCUUACAGUCACAGCUCCCCUUGAGAUUAGUCUCGGUUUUCCCUUUAUAUUAAACACAUUGGGGUUCCAGGACGUAUGUCUAAUACAGGGGUUUGAGCUCCUAAAGGAUCCUUCGUUUUGCACCUUGGUCAAGCUUUCUGUCAUUUGCACUGCGUAUAAAUGUCAAAGUAACAAACGACGUUUCCAAAGUAUUGUAACCGGAACAUGUUGACCACAGUGCUGAGUUAACCGCAACACCAUGAAAGUGUGGAGUGUAGUUUUAAUCUUACAGGAUGCUAAUUUCGGAGUCACCACAAGCCUUUUCAUUCCUUCCUUUUUGGAUUUGAUAAAAUUAGAAAGUUAUUCCUUUGUCUUUAAAAAGGUACGAGAACAAUUCUCGUGUCAACAGAAAGAAGUAUACAGUGGGCUCCAAAUGUAUUCAUACCCUUGAUAUUAUAUACUCAGAUUCCUUAUUUGUUCUUUUUUCAUUACACAACAUUUAACAGUUGCAGGGUAUGAAUAAACUUGAACAUUUUGAUUUUUUUUUUCAUUCUUGUUUUGCAAAAUGAACUUUUAGUUACAGUUUAUCAAGGGUGUGGAUAAACGGGACCGACUGUAGUGUCCCAUUGGCAACAGCCAUAGCAAAGCCAGCCAGUUAGGGUGUAAAUAAACUACUGCACUUUCUCUCACCAGCCUUUGUAAGUACGUACUGUAACCACACACUUAACUGCGAGGUGUUUUAUGUUAUGUUAUGAGAAAUGUAGUAAAGUGUAAAUAUUAACCGUGAUGUCAGUUUUUGACUUUCAUCGCCUUCGACUUGAAAUCAGAGUGGUCACUGUUUUUAGGAGUGGGGUUUAUUUGGAGGUCUGGGGGAGGAAUUGGCAAUCACCCAGCCUGAUUCAACCCCCACACCCUCAUUUGCAAUCUCUGGGUUUUGCAUAGAUGCUCUGGGCCUCUGCUUUCCUGUCUUCUUCCUGUUCAUGGACAGCAGGACUGUGUGCUUACAAAAAUCCACCCCUCUUUGCACUUCCAGUGGACUGCUCCACAAGGAUCCAGGGAAUAAAUGUCUGGGAUGUACCAUUGUGUUCCCAGAAGGUGCAGGAUGAAGGGGGGGCUCUGAUGCUGUGUGAAUUUGAUCAACGGUGACUCGGACCAUAUUCCGAGAAGGGAUUUCAUUAUGGCUGCAGUCUCUGCAAAACAGGAGCGCCUUGAUUUUCAUUUAAAGUACACAGUCCUGUGGUCUCCUUUGGACAUAUAACUCCCUUCAAAUCCACCUGUUUGAUGAUGGGGGUGGUGGUAACUCUCAUUGCAUUGCAGUGUGAAACAUUGCAGGUUUUAAAAGCUGUUGGCUGCUGGACAUAAGCCUGCAAGAGGCCCUGGAUGCAUCCUGCUUACUUUGUUCAAUUUGGAGUAAGUUUGUGUAGAUAGACGUAGGGUCCUUUUCUUCUCUAAUGGUACACUCUGCCUAAGGGCCUGUACCCCAUAAAACCAGACAUGGAUCCAAAGGCUGGGCAAUGGGAGCUUUCUUGCCAUCCAUGAGCACAAUCACUGGGUUGCUAUACUCUACAUAGAGUUUGCUCCAUAUAAACUUCUAAUGUUUAUUAAUCUGUAAAGGAGAAGAGAAAUCAGUGUUCAGAAGUUUAUUUUUUUUAUCCUAUGUGUGUAUAAACUAUUACCUGAGCCAAAUGGUGUAAAGAGAUUAAAUAUUUGUACAGAUGCUGGUGGAAUUCUUGGAUGAAUUGAACAAAGAGUGCUGUUGCUAAUCUUUUUUUCCUUCUGGAAUUAACAAGUGAUUGAACCUUGACAAGAAAAUGAUAGAUAAGUAGCGCCCUCUUGUGGAAUAAGAUUGUAUUGCAAUACAAAAUAAAGGUAGUGUACUGUUCUCA
Molecule: messenger RNA, 6286 nt
Organism: Lepisosteus oculatus (spotted gar)
Lineage: Eukaryota; Metazoa; Chordata; Actinopteri; Semionotiformes; Lepisosteidae
Gene: hk2
Product: hexokinase 2
Biological process (GO): glycolytic process; glucose metabolic process; intracellular glucose homeostasis
Cellular component (GO): cytosol; mitochondrion
Molecular function (GO): fructokinase activity; D-glucose binding; glucokinase activity
Source: RefSeq, a predicted model, not a curated record